AGUGAGUGCUUCAGAGCACGGAAGUUGUCAUACGGAGCUAAAAAGAGCUGCAGAGAGGAGUGCUGAUGUUAUAACCUGAAAAUAACUGUCUGUGCUCGCUUACACACCCCUGAGCUGCGAGUGCUUCUCGGAUCUGAAGCUGUACAGACAGCAGGAGUCGCCCCGCGGCUGGAGGACGGAGCUGAAGCAGCGACAUGGAGUGGUUUGGAGGCGGCGUGCUUCGACCUGAACAGGAGCGAGAGGAAAACACGCCCUGCGCACACCCACACGAGCCCAGUGCGGAGAGCAUGGCGUCUCUGUGCUUGAGUCAGCAGCGCUGUGUGAAGGCCUCGAUCGCGUCGCAGUGGCAGCUGGUCGAGGCACAGGACCAGCUCUGCGGUUUGGAGCUCCACAGCUCAGAGUCUGUGGAACAGGAGCGCGCCCGAGCCCUGGCCUCCUCCGCGGAGCUCUCUCAGACAGAGCAGGAGUGGAGGCAUAAAGAGAGGAUGCUGGGACGGAGCCCCACUCUGUGCCCCGAGGCCAGCCGUGAUGUGUUUGACAAGAGUAUAAUAAACAGUUCACAGUCUUGGCCUAAUGAAUCCGAUCAUGAUAAGAACAUAAGCUUCAUCCAGCAUAAUGAAGAACUCUUGAAACAUUUUGGUAUGUUGAGGAGGUGGGAUGAUAGUCAACGCUUUCUAGCAGAGUACCACCAUCUCAUCUGUGAAGAAACGGCCAAUUACCUGAUCCUGUGGUGCUUCCGUCUGCAGGCAGUGCAAAAAGAGGCCUUAAUGGAGCAGGUGGCUCAUCAGGCAGUCGUCAUGCAGUUUAUUCUGGAAAUGGCCCGCAACUCUCAGCAAGACCCACGAGGCUGUUUCCGUCAGUUCUUUCAGAAAGCCAAAGCAGGGCAGGAGGGAUACUUGGACGUCUUCCACACAGAACUCAAUGACUUUAAGCAGAGAGUUAAAGUGUAUACCAUGAAAUCAAAAGGAGAAACCCCAAAGGAUCCAGUGCACCAAAACACACCACCAGGCUGUCGCCUCGACCCCAAGGAGGUUUUGGAGUCUUUGCCACCGGAACUGAAAACAUGCAUCCAAAUGCAAGAUAUGCCGAUUCUUCAGAACGUGCUGAGCAGCAUGAACCCGCAGGUGGCAGAAUACCACGUGAAGCGUUGCUUGGAGGCAGGACUUUGGACGAAUACACCACGAGCCUCCAAAGAAGAGAGUUCAGAAACGGACGAGUGGAGAAUGAUGGAGAGCUAGCAGACGAAACUUCACUAGGAAAACAGCUUUGGGUGGCAAGACAGGAAAUACAAGGGCUGUGCUCAGAGACGUUUGAUUUGUAUCCGUGCCUGAAUGUGUGCUGCACUUUAUAUUUGUUUAAAAGAGAAAGUAUUUUAAAAGAGAUAGGGAACUGAAUUUUGAGGCACUUCUAUUUUUGUUCCAUUUCUGUUGCUAUCUUUUUCUUCUGUUUUAGCAUUUCGGAAAAAAGUUUAGGAAGGUGGUACACGCAGUAGUGCAAAGGAAAACCUCAUAGUUUGAAUCUUUUUGAAUUUUUUUUUUGAAACAUUCAAACUCCAGCUGCUAUCAGGGAACUGUUUCAUGUGUCGUCUGUGUGUGGAUGCGGCAGAUAACAGUCGGCUUCCUGCAGAUAGACAAAUGACAAUAAGGCGAAGCCGGACCUCCCAUUCUGCUAUCUUCACGAUGGAAACAAGACCUUUGCAAAAAGUAAUUUGUAGGUCCAAUAGUAUGGCAUGAAAGCCAGCAAUAUAGGGUUGUUACCUACAAUUACAAUGAAAGAGAUUCACAUUCACUAUCAAAAUAAUGAAAACAGUGUGUGUUUGAUAUGAUGUCAAAAGCAACAAAUAGCGUACGUUUAAGGGAUAGUUCACCCAAAAAUCAUUAUUUCUCAAUCUCAUGUUAUUGCAAACCUGUGUGACUUAUGUUUAACACAAACAUGUUUUAUUCAUACAAUGACAGUCAAUGGCGUCCAAUCAGUGUCGUUUUGGACCCCAUUGACUUUCAUUAUAUGGUCAAAAACAAGAAACAUUCUUCUAAAUAUCUCUUCU
Molecule: messenger RNA, 2044 nt
Organism: Sinocyclocheilus rhinocerous
Lineage: Eukaryota; Metazoa; Chordata; Actinopteri; Cypriniformes; Cyprinidae
Product: hsp90 co-chaperone Cdc37-like 1
Exons: 8
Coding region: 195-1238 (347 amino acids)
Biological process (GO): protein stabilization; protein folding
Cellular component (GO): cytoplasm
Molecular function (GO): heat shock protein binding; protein-folding chaperone binding
Source: RefSeq, a predicted model, not a curated record